Volvox carteri f. nagariensis is the source of this 2304-nucleotide messenger RNA. RefSeq lists its product as uncharacterized. The transcript is spliced from 17 exons. Bases 1 to 2304 code for a protein of 767 amino acids. The record is from RefSeq and is a predicted model, not a curated record. Lineage: Eukaryota; Viridiplantae; Chlorophyta; Chlorophyceae; Chlamydomonadales; Volvocaceae.
AUGACGCGGCCGCAAUCGGGUGGCAGAGCUAGGCCACCUAUGGACCAGCCAGAGGGCUGGGGUCAUCAACUACAAGGCCAUCACUACACUUCGCAGCAGGCACGGGGCAACGACGAUCUGUAUGCUCGAAUAGGGCACGUAGAAACAGCUGCCGCGGUACCCGGCCGCCGCGGCGCGGCAGCGCCUGCGGCAGGACCGCCGCCGAGGCGAACUACCGGCAGCUGUGAUGGAGCCCGGCCGCAGCCAGCAGACCUGGAGGUCACCUUGUCGCCGCCAUCUGUGGCUCCCGCGGCGGCGCUUGUCGCCGGAAGCGGCAGCACUGGUGGGAUGUCGCUUGGGCACGGGCCGUCGGCUGGUUUCGGAGCCGCCGGGCGCGGCGGCGGCAGCCACCAGGGAAAUUCUUCCCCCUCGCAAGGGGAGUCUACGAGGCUAGCCCAGGAAGAGAACGCAAGGCUCCGAGAUCAGGUGCAGCAUCUCGAGCGGCUGCUUGCAGCGGUGACGCCUUCAUCAUCAUUAGCAGCAGCAACAGGAGCAGAUGCACGACGUGGCAGGAAGCCGCCACCGACGGGAAGGCCCUCGAGCGCGGCGGGUUUCACGGACGCCUCCUCGCCAAGCAUCGCAGCGGCCGCUGCCGGUGGGGUGGUCCUUCAGCAGUACAAAGCGCAGAACAAGGCCCGUCUGAGUUUGGAGGUGGAGGGCACCCUUCUGGAAGUGGCAUCCAAGCUGGAGGAUCUGGCAGCUGGCAGCAGCAACAGCAGCAGCAGCAGGAGCGGCGGUGGCGUUGGUAGGGUGGCCCCGGCCUCGGGCAGCGACGCUGCGUCGUUGCAACCGGGCGCAGCGGCGGAGGCAGCAGCUGCCGGCUAUGGCGAAGGAGGGGACGGAGGCGGAGGCGAGGGCCUCAGCCGGGAACAGCUAAUGCAGCUGCAUAAGUGGAGUAAGCAGAUGCUUGGGCGGCUGCGCAGCGAAAAGUCCGAGUCUUCAAAGCUCUUCACCCAACAAGCAUACGACAGUGGGGGGUCCCGGGCCGGCGGCCUUUUAGGCGGUCAUAGAGCGGCGUCAUGGGGCAACCGCAGCGCCGCUGCCGCCGUUGCCGAUGGCACCAGCUUCUCCCCUUCGCUGGUGGAGGCGGGGGCGGAGGCGGCGCCAGAGGCGACGCAGCAGCGGAUGACCUCGCUGGUGCGUCUGGCGGCGGAGGUGGAGGUGGCGGAGGCACAGGUGCUGGCGGCUUUAGCGCCCAAGUUGGCGGCACUAUCUGUGCUGCUUAAAACGCAGCUACUGCCGGCCAUGCCGUGGCUGGGGUUGGAAGCGGCGGACCGGCUCCAGGCCGAGGUGGGUGAGGCGGCUGAGAGUGUAUCCCAGUCCGUGGAGGCCCUGGUGCAGCUGUGCAGCUUGCUUCCGGCGGGGGCGGCUGUGUUCGGGGAGGGACCCGUGGCGCAGGAGCCCAAGCGGAGAGCCGCGGAGUUGGACGCAGGUCGUGACAGUUGGUUGUACAGCAGUCCCGAGCUGUUGGACGCUCCGGAACCUUCUUCGCCGUCAGCCAGUGACGAUGACGCAGCCAUCGCACCCCUGCUGCGCGACCGCAAGACAGGCAGUAAGGCCCUUGCGGACAUCUUGGAGCCCGCUAGGGUCAAAUCUCAGGCGAGUUGCAUUGACAGGAUCGCCAGGUUGACUUCAGGAGCUCAGCUUAUCGGGUCGGCCGCAGCCAAACGGGCGGUACUCGAGACCGAGCUGCGUUUUGCCGCGCGCGCGUCGGCCCUUCACGCUGAACAUGUGUCACAUCUGAUGCUUAGCGUGGGGAUGGCGCUGGAGGAAUGCCGAGGCGCCAAGGAUGCCGCCGCGAUCAAGUCGUACUUCAAUGCGGCCGCGGCUGUUCGGCAGGUCUUGGAAGGGGCGGACGCCUUGGAGGUCCACCCCUGUGAAACUUGCCUGAAGGCUCUGGUGGACAUCAUCCGGGUGCACCGGGAAACACUGGGUCGGGUUCCGGAGCUGCUCGUGAAUGCGCCCGCGGCGGAUGUGGAGGGCCGACUGCUGAGCAAGGUGGAGGAGCUGCACCAGGGAUUCAAGAAGGCUGUCAGUCGGUUAGAGGCACACAAGCGGCGCCAGUUGGACUCUAUGGCUGGCGGCAGCGGUGGUGGUGGUGGCGGUGGCGGCGGCAGCGCAGCACGGGAGGGGGACGCGGGCUCUGACUAUGACGAUGACUUCGAGGACUCUGGCGACGACGAGAGAAGCGGCGGCGGCGGGGAGGCCGGUCGCACUGGGCAGCGGGGCGGCAGCGCCGGCGGCCGGGAAUACACAUUCCCGUAG